UUUCAUUUUCUUUUUCUUUUUCUUUUUCUUAAUGCACAAUUUCUAUCAUUCUUAAAAAACAUACAUAUUCUUUGUGUUACAAGAUUGCCUUUGGUCCGUGCUUGCUUGUGAGAUUACCCUCCGGAAGAGAUGUCUCAGCCCGGGAAUAGUCUGCGGGGCGUUGUCUUUGGUGGGAAUCCCCCAGCAGGGCCGAGGUUAAAGAGGCUCCGCGAGUCCAAGAGCUCGGCUGGGGCCUCCACCAAAUCUCCGGCUAAGGAGAAGGAGAAAGCCCCGCCAUCCCAGGUCGCGGGGGCGAACCUCCCUGUUGCCAGGACAGGGCUCAUGCACCCGCCACCCCAACGAUCUCCACUAGCCGCCCAGGACGGGGUAAUAGAGGUCGGGAAUCUGGCGGCGGCAGCCCCAGAUGUGCGUAUCUCGGUCGACCCCCGGGCCUUGGAGAAGAUUCCCGAAGCAUUCCGGGGUACGGUGUAUGAGUCGGCUAGCUACGCCGUCAACCAUUUCUACAAUAUCAGGGAGAAGGAGCUCCGGGCCAUCGAAACAACGAGCCCGGUCCGAGUUGUAGAGUCUGCGAUGGACAUGACCUUAACGGGCAUUGCUGCCGCGUACAGAGGCAUUGUUAGGACCAAGGCCCAGCUCGAGGGUUUGGAAGCUGAUCGCCAGACCGCCCUCCAGGAGUCUCAGGAGGCAAGAGACGCGCUGGCGGCCUCUAAAGCCGAGCUAGAGAAGAUCCGCUCCGAAAACCAAGAGCUUAAAAACUCCCUGGCCGCAUCGCGGACAGAUCUUGAGGUGGCGAAGGCCGAAGCCCAGGCCUCCCAGGCCGCCCUGAAAGCCGAGCGGGUCGUCUCGGAGCAGUCCUUACAAGACCUUUUCUAUCACUGCUGGUCCCACAAUCCGGACGCGGACUUUUCUUUCAUGCCGCCGGACCUCUGGGCAUUCUUGUUGCCGCAGCUCCAAGCCCGCCUAAAUAAGGAGGUUCCUCCAUCAGAGACUGGAGAGGCCUCUGUCGCGGCGGAGCAGGAUGAGACCGCGACCUCCAAAGGGCCAACUGAUGGGGCUUAGGACACUUCUCGUUUAAGUAUUUUGAACUCUUUCUAUUGUAAUUCUCUUUUUUUCGUGAGGCGUUUCCGCCUCGAGACAAUUUGCUCAGCCAGUUUGACAUAUAUAUUUUUAUGCAUUUGG
Molecule: messenger RNA, 1179 nt
Organism: Humulus lupulus (European hop)
Lineage: Eukaryota; Viridiplantae; Streptophyta; Magnoliopsida; Rosales; Cannabaceae
Exons: 3
Coding region: 130-1059 (309 amino acids)
Source: RefSeq, a predicted model, not a curated record